This is a messenger RNA of Hevea brasiliensis (rubber tree), 5677 nucleotides long. RefSeq lists its product as uncharacterized. Bases 556 to 5301 code for a protein of 1581 amino acids. The transcript has 9 exons. Lineage: Eukaryota; Viridiplantae; Streptophyta; Magnoliopsida; Malpighiales; Euphorbiaceae. The record is from RefSeq and is a predicted model, not a curated record.
AUAAUUUUUGGACAGCCACUGUGUCUAUCGAUCGCUCCGCUCCGCUGCUCUAUCUUCGGCUCUCUGGUCCGACUUUCCAAAUUUUCUCUUACUACUGUGUGCUUGCGUUUCUAGAGAGAGAAAGAAGGUGUUCAGCUGAGAGUUUUUUUUUUCUUUUUUUUCUUUGGAGAAAAAAGGGACUGAAAAAUUGAUCUUAAAAGCCAAAAGAAAAUAAACAUAUCACACAUCAAGUUUUGCGGUUUUUGGCUUCCUUUAAUUGAUCAGUCCGUUAAAAAACGGCUCGCCGUUUGCUUCAUUGGUCGUCUAUGCUCUUCUUUGCUUCAAAAGAACCCUAAAUUCCUGCUUACUUAGAUCACGCUGUGUCAAGUUUGGUAAACACUUUUGAUGCUUCUGCUUGGGAGCCCUUUGGGUUUUUGGUAAUUAUACUUCUUUUAGCUGGAAGAUAUCAAUUUGAGGCGCCAUAUGGAGUGGUCUGACUAAAUAUUGAUCAUUUGUAUGGAUAGACCUAAAAUUUACACAAAAAAUUAGCUGGAAAGUUUUUAUUUUUUAUUUUUAAUGCCUGGUAACAAACCUGAAGAGGGGAUCUGCAAUCUAUACAAGCUAGACAACUCUUCCCAGGGUCGGCAUCUAUCUCAAGCCGUUGGUGGCAGUUGGCCAGUACUUGAUUACGAUCAGUGGGUUGGAAAGCCAACACGGAUUGGGGCAACACAGUAUUUCAAUCGCAAGAACUACAACUUACGGCAAUUAGAUUGUUUGAAAGGAAAUGAUGUUGAGUCUCUAAAUGUGGCAUUUGACCCAAACUAUAUGCAAUUGACUCCAAGACCAGAGUAUUCCAGAAGUCUUACCAUCAACAAUCCACUGGAUGCAAAUGAAUUUUUGCGUGGAUACCAUAACUUCCAGUCAAAUCAGAAUCAGCCUGGAAUUUUCAGUGAAAGCACCUGUUAUGACCAGCGAAUUUUGACUUCAAAAGGUUUUUCUGUCUUUAAAUCACAGCCAGAAAAUGAGUGUGCAGACAGUCCCACCUUGACAACAAAUUCAGAAAAGUCAGAGAUUACUGAAGCUUCUAGUGAUUUCAACUUUCUCAGAGGGCAGCAUCAAUUUGUGAAGGACCAACAGCUGAGUUCUCCACAGACUCACCCAAUGCAGCAGCCUGGGUUUAAUGACUUGCAGUUGUUGCAGCAACACAUAAUGUUCAAGCAGCUGCAAGAAUUUCAGAGACAGCAGCAGCUUCAGCAGCUAGGUGAUUUGAGGCAACAGAGCUCCUUAAACCAGUUUUCUGCUGUUUCAAGACCGGCAGCUGGGGGUCAGUUUUCACCUCUCAUCAGUGGAACACCUGUUCCUGAUGCGUCGCAAAUGCUUAAGAACUGGAUGCAGCGUGGGGCAUCUCCUGCUGUGCAAGGAGCAUCAAAUAAAGUCGUGUUCUCCCAAGAGCAAGUUCAGGCUUUGCGUUCCACAGGUCUUACUCCUCAGCUGCUUGAUGUCUCUUUAUAUGGUACUCCUAUUUCUAACACAAGAGGCAACAUGGGUCAAUAUCCUCAUCUCCAAGGAACAUCUCAUGAUUCUGUCAAUUUGUUGGCCCAGGCUAGCGGUCAAGUACAAAAAUCAGUAAUGCGGUCAUCUGGGUUUGGCAAUCCCUUUGUAGGAGAUCAGCCUGCUGUUCCUCUAGACCUGGCAGGCUUAUCCCAAGGAGCUUUGAUAUCCAAGCAGGAACUUCAGACGAAAAAUAGUUUUGGACAAGUUCCCAUUCAGGGUUUAAAUAGUGGAGUUUUUCCUGGAAAUCUUCUGGAGGGUAAUACUCCACAGGGCAAUACAGCUGUGAAGGAAUUUAAUGGGAGACAAGAACAAGCUGAUUGGCCUACAAGGCAGCAAACAAAACAACUUGGCCCUUCUCAAGGUUUGGUUCCUCUAGAUCCAAUGGAAGCAAAGAUAUUGUAUAAUAUGGAUGACAACAUUUGGGAUGCUUUUGGAAGUCGCCCUGAGGCAAGUGCUGGAGGCUUGGGCAACACAUUGGAACAUCCAGACUCAUCUUAUGCUUUUCCUUCUAUUCAGAGUGGGAGCUGGAGUGCACUUAUGCAGUCUGCUGUGGCAGAGGCUUCUAGCAGUGAUACUGGCGUACAGGAGGAGUGGAGUAGUUUGACUUUUCAAAACACAGAGCACUCAACUGAUAACCAAAUUUCAAACUUCGUUGACAGUGAGAAGCAACAUGCUGGCUGGGUUGAUAACAACUUGCAGAGUGCCUCCUCCUUUAGUUCAAAACCUUUUCCUAUGAUUACUGAUUCUAGCAUGAGCUCUAGCUUCCCUGGCUUCCAGCUGCCAGGAAUUCAGUUAUCAGUUGAACAGAGAGAGGAUAUUUGCCAUGGUGGUUCUCAUGAGUCCAUUGAGAAUUACAACUCUCAGCAGAAGACAUCAAUUGACAAUGGUCAAAAGGUUCUAACAUUUAUGCAUUCAGACAAUGCAUGGCCUAGACAAAUGUUUGAGCACCCACAAAGUGCUGCACAGCAUCAGAAAAUAGCCUCAAGUAAUAAUAUAUCUAUGGAAAAGGGCAGUGAGAGCAUUGUAAAAAGUCAACAUCAGAUGAGUAAUGGCCCUAAAGUUGCUCUCAACUCUUACGAGGGAGCCAAUGACACACAUGAAAAGAAGCAAAAUUGCCACCAAAAGGAAAAUUCUAGUGACUUCUUAAAAGGCUCAGGUGGUCAUGAGCAAGGACAUCUUGAGCAGUUAAAGUUUUUGGGUGAUAUUUCCAGCAGCUUAAUGAAUGUAGAUAAGGCAUCCUUACCCAAUUUUCAAGGAAAUUCAAGAAUAUCAGAGGAGGUACCUUCUGGAGUUGAUUGUGUCUCUAACACGUCUACUACCUUUCAUGGAUCAGUUCUCCCUGAUGGCUCAAAUGUUUCUACUCAGACAAGUGAACAUAUGCUUGAGCUGCUUCACAAGGUUGACCAAUCAAAGGAUGAUAGCUCCACAAAACAGUUUGGAUCUGCUGAUGGUAGUCCUUUGACUGAAAUGCCUGGAGCAGAUUCACAUGAUACAUCUGUCUCUCAACUUUAUACUCAGCCUUCUGAUUCCCAAGGUUUUGGUUUGAGGUUGGCUCCUCCUACUCAAAGGCUGGCCAAUUCAAACAGUUUUCUCUUUGCUUCAGGUUUACCACAGACUAUAAACAAUUUGAAUCCUAGGCAAGUUAAUCCUGAACUGGGAGAGAAAAAUCAAGCUUGGUUAACUCCAUCUUCAUUUCAGUCUUCACCUCAAUCACAUGAGCUGCCUCAAAGAGCACACUGGGAAAACAAAUCUGGUACUCUGGGACCCAAAAGUUCCUCUCCAUAUGUGAAUAUGCUCGGAAACUCUGCUGCAUCAUUUUCACCGAGUCCUUCACAAACAAGAAAUCAACUUCUAAUGCAUCCCUUAUCCAAUGUACCUGUAUCAACUCAAUCUUUGCAGGCAACCUUACCUGCUGGAAAUGGCAGAUUCCCACCUUUUAACCAAGCCCCUUCUCAAGAUACUUCCCAACAGAUGCACACCAAUCUGGUCGGUCAACAAUUUCCAGUUUUGGAGGCUGCCCCUGUGUCUCGGCCUUCAGUCAUGUCUCAACAGGGUGAGAAUUCAGCAAGGCCAUAUAAUGUUUGGAGAAACGUACCAACUCAGCGACAAUCAUUUGUUGGAUAUAAGUCAUCAGAAGUUGGUGCUUCUUCUAAUUCACAAGGCUUUGGACAUGGGGAAGACAAUCCUGGAAAAGAGGUGUUGCAACAACGAAUGUCAUCUAAGAUGCUUGAUACUUCUCAGUCAGGUGGCGUGUCUCUAGGGCCACAACCUGUUUCUGAUGAAACUGCUCUCACAUCUGGCUCAUUGAUGUCUCAUGCUCAGUGGCAGGACCUUGUUAAAGUAAGGCAUAGCAACGACCUUGCUCAAGCUUCUUCUCAAAGAAAUAUUGAAUCCUUCAGCCAUUCACAUAAUGAUCACCACAAUUACUCUCUUUUGCAACAAGUGCAGGGGAUGACGACGAAUAAUGGUGCCGACAGUGCUUUGGAUGUUCAACAUGCUACUGCCUUGGGGGGACAGCAGCUACAUGAGAACAUUUCAAGGUUCAGACACCUUGUGGAUGGUACGCCAAAUUCAACAUCUCAAACCAGUUCAUUUCCAUCUGGGGAUAACCAAAUGCUUAGUUUAUUGGGAGAAGCAAGAGAUGGUCCAACUGUAAAAGCUCCUCAGCAACCUGCCCUUCAAUGUAGAAGUUCUCAGGAAAUGGUCACAUUUGCUUGUACUGACCCUCAUACUCAAUCUAGCAGCAGCAAUGUGCUAUCUAAUCAUACAGAUCUUGGCCAUGGUAAUCAGCAUAUGGCAUCCUCCUGGCCCAAGCAAUACGGAGCUCUUAGAAAUGGACAGAUGGUGCCAAUUUUUGAUGCUAGACUCGCAAAAUCUGUUGCCUCACAGUUCUCUCUUGGAAAGCCUUCUCAGAAUGUGCAUAUGCAUAGCUCUUCGGAACAGUUAGAUGCUGCUGAUGCUGGUCAGGGUGGCAGGGUUUGGCCAAGUAGUCAGCAGUUGUCAUCCCCCUAUAUGUUGCCUUCAGAAGUCACCAAUCAAGAGGCUAUUAUGAGACCAAAGAAGCGAAAAAUCACAUCAUCUGAGCUUCUACCGUGGCAUAAAGAGGUGACUCAAGAUUCCAACAGGCUUCAGAAUAUCAGUGUCACAGAACAAGACUGGGCAAAAGCCUUAAACCGACUGACUGAGAAGGUGGAAGAUGAGGUUGAAAUGAUUGAUGAUUUGCAGCCAAUGCAUCGAUCAAAGAGAAGGCUUAUAUUGACAACACAGCUUCUACAGCAAUUGUUUCAUCCUGCACCAGCAUCCAUUUUAUCUGUAGAUGCGGCUUCAAGCUAUGAUAUCAUAUCAUACUUCUCUUCUAGGUUGUCACUGGGAGACGCAUGUAGCCUUGCUUACAGCAUGAGAAAUGGGUUUCUUGCACCUGUAAACAAUAGUGAUGUGAAUUCUCAAAAGCUAAAAAACUCUGAAAGAAGUGGUAACCGACAAUUUUUGGCAGUUGUGGAAGAGUUCAUUGAUAGAGCAAAGAAGCUGGAGAAUGACUUCCAAAGAUUGGACAAGACAGCAUCAGUUGUAGACGUAAGAGCGGAGUUUCAAGAGUUGGAAAGGUUUGCUGUCAUUAAUCGUUUUGCGAAGUUUCAUGUUCGGGGACAAAUAGAUGCCUCUGGAACCUCAACCUCCUCUGCUUCUCCAAAACCAAUUCCACAGAGACACAUCACAGCAUUUCCUAUGCCUCGAAAUCUACCGGAGGGAGUACAAUGUCUUUCACUAUGACUAUCAACUAUUUAUCACAAACUGAAUCCUCUUUCUGCUUCAUUCUGCAUUCUAUAGUGUUGCCUGUGCCCCUACCAAUAUGACACUUUAUUAACUUGAAACACUGGCAUGCAAGAAAGGAGUAAUGCAAAAUGGAACGGACAGAUCAACUCCAAGUAACCACGGCCGCUUAUUCAUUUUGAAUUGGGGCCAAUUAUUAUCAUUUUUGAGGAAGUAUAUAUUGUUUCUUGUAUAUGUUAAUGAAUUUCCAAGGAGAAUAGGGAGUAAUUAACUUUUUAUAGAGCAAGAGGAUCAGUAGUGUGGAUGUUCUUUAGUGCUUGUUACAUAAAUUAGUUGAAUUUAGCUUAUAUAAUCUGUGGCUGCAAUUCUUUUGCAA